This is a messenger RNA of Parastagonospora nodorum SN15, 1356 nucleotides long. RefSeq lists its product as hypothetical. The transcript has a single exon. The record is from RefSeq and is a predicted model, not a curated record. Lineage: Eukaryota; Fungi; Ascomycota; Dothideomycetes; Pleosporales; Phaeosphaeriaceae. The coding region runs from base 1 to 1356 and encodes 451 amino acids.
AUGGUAUCUACGCUCGCCGAAUUACCUGUAGAACUGCUCAAUGUAAUCAUCCACGAGCUACCCAACAUCGGGCCAACAAAUGCGAAGUAUCGGGAUGACCUCAUGAACCUACGUCUAGUUUGCCAGACGAUCGAAACCAAAACACGGAGACGCUUUUUGCGUGAAUUUUGCCGAGGUGUGAAGAUAGAUGUACCUUAUCGAGAAGUCAAAGAAGAUGGCGAGUACUAUCCGGACAUGUACGAUAACCCCGAAUUUCAAGAAUUUGUUCAAGCGUACACGAUCUGCCUCGCUCAACUCGAUCUCUCGCCAGAGGAUGUUGGUGCAUGGACGCAUUUCACCGAGUUCAUCAUGGACGAUAGUCUCAAGGGAGAAUUCGAUCGACACCUCAAACACUGCGCGAACUUGGAGACGCUGCACCUAUGCGGCCCGCCUCUCCCUUCGGGUAUAUCGUUGGAACUCCAGGAAAAGAUCAAUCUUGCUUGGCAGAAGGCGUUCAGAGACAUACUCACGACUGCAUUCUCAGAUGAAGGACUUCGGUUGAAAGUUCUGAUGUUGGGCGUCGGCGGCCCUCAAGCACUACCAAUACCAACAUAUAUGUUCCAAGGAAUACCAAAAACCUCAAAGUUUCUCUCCAAGCUGGAUAAGCUUACUCUGGCAACGAUCAUCGACGAAGAUGCCCUUGAGCCUGUACAACACCCGAGUACAGGAGAUGCAACUCGCACAUUUGACGACUUCUUGGCUCUGGCGCCCAAAGUAAGGUUCCUGGAAUAUCGAGGAGGACUGGGCGAUCCUCUGGUAUCCAAAUAUCCAGGAUUAGACAGCCUUCCCAGAAACUUACUACCACGAUGGGCGCUUACGAAGAUUGUUCUUGCAGGCCUUGCCAUUAGCGAGACGUUACUCGCUGAGAACCUCCUCACGUUGAGCGCUACUUUGAAAGAAAUUGGCCUGAGGAAUAUCAAUCUGACAUCCGGCACCUGGAUCCCGCUCCUCAGGAUGAUGAGAGCCAACCUCCAACUCACUUACCUUGCAAUAGAGGAUUUAUAUCAAGGGGACCGAAGGCUCGGGCUUUACUUGGUGAACAAAGAGCGACCAUUGAUCAUCGAUUCAGAGACAGCGCGAGCACGCGAUGACGACUGGAACUGCGCUGUUGCGAAAUUGUCAUGCAAGAGGGGCCCUCCAGACGAUGCGUAUAAGGCUGCAGAGGCAGAGUUGGAAGAACUUCUUGCUGAUGAUUGGGUUUGGUUGUUGCGCGACUUUUAUAAUGAGUAUCGUAUCACGCUGGACGCAGAAGAAGGGGACGAUGUCACUGCGUGGGUUUCGUCCAUUGAGCACGUUCACGAACUUUGGAGGUUCUGA